AGUUCGAAAUUUGAGUUUUGACAAGAUGAGAAUCGUGUCAGCUCCUUUACUGACUCGGCAUCUUUCUAAAUAUUUGCUCUGAGAGCACAAAACAAGAAUGGCAAAAACUUUGCAUCAAAGAGCGCUGUCGCGAGUGCUAUGUCAUCAUCUCUUGCCCCGGGCCUUUGUCUCCUCCUCUUCCAAGAUGGCGAAUGAAUCGGUACAAAAGAAGCUCGAACCUUUUCCGCAUUUCGGUACCUUAGCGAUUCAUGCUGGCCAAGAACCCGAGCAAUGGAAUUCAAGGGCAGUUGUACCGCCGAUCUCAAUGUCCACGACGUUUAAACAAGAUGCCCCUGGGGUUUAUCGAGGAUUUGACUACUCGCGAUCUGGAAACCCAACAAGGAAUUGUUUUGAGGCGUGCGUGGCGGCUCUAGAGGGCGCGAAACAUGGUGAGAAGUUAAAAUAAUUAGCUAAUACGCCACGUGUUAUUCUAAAUUUAAUUGCAGGGAUAAUAAUUGUUGCUAUUUUAUUAUUAGGUACCAACAGGUAUUUUUCAAGAGUGGUUGCCACACAGAUGGGAAUAGAAAUAUCAUUUGUAGAUGCCACUGAUUUGAGUAAACUAAAGAGUGCUAUCAAACCAAACACCAAGAUGGUGUGGAUUGAGACACCAACUAACCCUUUACUGAAACUUGCUGACAUUCAAGGAGCUGCAGACAUAGUCCACCAACAUGAGGGAGUGUUUUUAGUGGUGGACAACACAUUCAUGUCAUCAUAUUUCCAGAGACCUUUGUCUCUUGGGGCCGAUUUUGUCAUGCACUCAGUCACAAAGUAUAUGAAUGGUCAUUCUGACACUGUAAUGGGAGUGAUUUGCACCAAUAAUGAAGAACUCUGCAACAGGCUGAGGUUUCUGCAGAACUCUAUUGGUCCAGUCCCUAGUCCUUUUGACUGCUACCUUGCUAACCGUGGGCUUAAGACUCUUCAUCUACGCAUGCGGCAACAUCAAGUCAAUGCUAUGGCUGUGGCUAAAUUUCUGGAGCAGAACCCCAGGGUGGAGAAGGUGGUGUAUCCAGGUCUGGAAUCUUUUCCCCAGCAUGAACUUGCUAAAAGACAGAUGACAGGCUUUGGUGGAAUGGUGACCUUUUUCAUCAAGGGAGAUAUAGAGAAUGCCAAACAAUUUUUCAAAUCAUCUGAGUUAUUUACUCUUGCUGAGAGUCUUGGUGGUUUUGAGAGCCUGACAGAAUUACCGGCGAUCAUGACUCAUGCAUCUGUUCCAAAAGAUCAGAGAAUAGCAUUAGGAAUAUCAGACACUCUGAUUCGUUUGUCUGUGGGACUUGAAGAUACUGAAGACUUGAUUGAGGAUUUGGACAAGGCACUCAAAGAAGCAGUACCAGAUUCUCUUCUUCAGGGAAAAUAAUAAAUACAAAAUUGGAAUGACAAUUAAAGGUUUCUCAAGAGGUCUGACCAGUUGCAUCUGAUAUUUUUAAAUGCAAUAAAAAAUGGUUGCAUGAA
This is a messenger RNA of Orbicella faveolata, 1488 nucleotides long. Its product is annotated as cystathionine gamma-lyase-like. NCBI's taxonomy places the organism in Eukaryota, Metazoa, Cnidaria, Anthozoa, Scleractinia, Merulinidae. Gene Ontology annotation, biological process: transsulfuration. Gene Ontology annotation, molecular function: pyridoxal phosphate binding; cystathionine gamma-lyase activity. The record is from RefSeq and is a predicted model, not a curated record. Gene Ontology annotation, cellular component: cytoplasm.